UCUGGGCAAGCGACUGAAGGAUAACUAACAUACGCAAUACGUAUCAUUUAUAGACAUGACCGUUUGAAUGAAGACAAUUUUAAGCCAUGAAGUCUUUUUUUUCUCGUGUGGUAACCCGUCAACGGGGUCCCUUUGUUUGUCGAGAAUGUUGGUAAAAGAAUGGGAUACCCAGUCUUAAACAUCAACCGAUGAAAUUCGUAUUUUUACCUGGACGAUAUCGCCAUUGAAGUAUUGUGUGAACCUUUUUUGUGUGUGUUGGAUAUCAUACCUGUACUAUCCCUUGCUAUGGAUAAUUCCUACCUGUGAAACAUCGAUCAACAUACCUGUAAGGUAAAGGAAGCCAGCAUGGCGAAUAAUUCGACGAUCUACUAUGACGUUUCCACGCCCUUUCCGUCUCUGCUGAACCAUACCGAGGCCGCGGGGGACAAUGGGACCCCUCCUAGCUCGGUGUGGGAUAUAUACAAACAACACUGUCCCGAAGCCACCAUGAUUGACAAAUAUCUUACCCCUUACGUUUACGUCGUCGGAUUUCCGGGAAAUAUUCUUGCGCUGGUGAUUUGGCUGCAGAAAAGAAUGCGAAAUUCGUCCGGAUAUUAUCUCGCCGCUCUCGCUAUGGCGGAUUUGGUAUUUCUCUUGUUGCAGAUAGUGUAUGAACUUAAUGAGAAAUGGGGUAUUCGAUGUUUGGAUGUCGAGUUCGUGUGUGAAUUCUAUCCCAUAAUAUUCCUGACGUCUCAAUAUCUGUCGCCGUUGUUGGUGUUAGCUUUCACAGUGGAACGAUACAUAUCCAUAUGUCAUCCGUUUUCAAGAGAGAAGUUCUGCACGACGAAAAGAGCCAAGGUAGUCAUCGUAUGUCUGUUCAUAUUUUCGUUUUUCAUCAACGGUAUUCAAGGCUAUUUUUGGCACUACGACAGUGGAGGACGCUGCAGUCUGAGGGCGGAUGUGGUAAGAAAUAACGAGGCUUCGUUCUGGUCGAUUUGGACUUGGUGCGUUGAAGCACUAGUGUUCUUUCUUGUUCCCAUUCUUAUCCUCGUCUUCAAUAUCCUCGUAAUUGCAGAGGCGAAACGACUGUCAAAGUUUGAGAAGAAUCACCUACAAUCACGAACUCACAAGAACUCGGCCACAACUGUAAUGUUGCUGGCCGUGUCUUUUUACCAAAUUUUCACCACUUUGCCUGUCACAAUCGUUGUGACUUUGUAUUAUAGUUUCCCCAUGGGGGACCCCGAAAACUUAAAUCCCCCUGAUUCUAUUUGGCAAAGACAUUUUGAUUAUGUGUAUAUCAAGACAAUUAUUGAAGAAGUCGGAUUAACUCAUUAUGCAUGUAAUUUCUACAUUUAUUGUAUAACCGGUAAAGUAUUUAGACAAGAGUUUAAGCGAAUGUGGAGGUCCCUUGUGUGCCUCAAAAUGAAAUCGGCUUUACCUAAUUGGACAACGGAAUACACGAGUCUUCGUGGUAGCUUGCGUAACAACCCCAAAAACCUGACAGUGCGCAUGUCCAAUGGUCACGCCAAUGGCCACAGUACAACGAGCACUACGAACGACGUUGAACCGCCUGUGGUUGAACCCACGGAAACAACAUUGUGAAAUACGAUGUGAUAAAGUUGUGCAUAUUUUCUGAUAUUAAUGUAAACGUUCUGAUUUUAUCCCAAUAUAUCUGCUAGCGUCAUUUGUGCUUGACGUUUGACGAAUAUAGAAUGUAUGCAUGUGACGUCAUCAUUAUGUGAUUGUGCAUGCAUGUUAACAUACUCGUGUAUGUAAAUGUGCUUCUUAUCCGCCAUAAUAUUUAAACAGAUACACAGGUGUAUUGAUAACCAAUCAUUCUGGAACGCCAAAGAAAUCUCAAUGAAUGUUUUAGAUGUAUUCUUGGAUAGACCAUUGUCAUUUGUAAAGAUAAGGAAUUGUUGCAACACAUUCCUAGGGUUUCUAGAAUGUUACUGGACUAUCUUGUAUCGCGCUAUAUAACAUUAAAGAUUAAAGUAAUAUGCCAAUAUAUGAUGUAUAUAUAUAUUUUAUAAUAAAUAAAGUUGAGAACAUAAUAAACAUAACAUCCUUUGAUUCACAAUGACUUCAUUCAGAAACAUUCACAAAAAAAUCUCAUAUUUCUACUUAUUAAAAACAAGAAAUGAACACUUUAAAAGUUUAAAUGUUCGCGAUUUUAGCGUAGUGCAAAUAAGCGCGAAAAUAUCCAUACGCAAAUAUAAAUUCAUUAAUAGAUAAAUAGACUAUUUAAAAUUUCAGAACAAUUGCCAAUGCGAAAAUUUCUGUUUGCAAUUAGUAUAAAGGAUCAUAACGCGAGAAUUUCAACCCGCGAAAUUUUUUAGCUUUACAGUAUGUAAAUGCUUUACUUAACCCUUAACCUAAUAAUAUGUCAUAAAUGGAAUCUGACGUCACUUUGCUCUGAAUGACUCCGUAAGUAAAAUUGCCAACAUGUAAAAUUUGAAAAAAACAUUCUCCUUAAAUGUAUUAAGUAGUUCAAUAUCUUUCAUCUGAUGUUGGUGAAGAAGACACCAAAGCUUCCAAAUGACCUUAAUGUGUCAAAUAUAAAGCUAGUUACAUUAAUUCACAACAUUUAUAACAAACGUAUAUCUUUAAAAAAAAAAGGGUUCGUGACGAUUGAUUUAUGGUCUUAGCUCAUACAUAAGAUAUAACAUGUAUCUAGUGUAAAACUUUGUUUCAUGUUGGUCUUUGAAUCCUAUCUUAAUCAUCGUCAGACCUCAUAUUCAUACGGACUAAAAUAUUCCAAAGCAUUUCUUUCAAUGUUUAUUUUUUCUCUUACUAUUGACAUACUGUGAAUUUGAUAGAAAAAUAUAUUCAGUUCGCUCUGUAAAAAUAUAUAUAUUGAUUUAUUAAAAGAUGACAAACCCCUUAAAAUAGCACAGAGUACUUCGAUAUUAUAAAGGUAUGAUGUGACAUUUGGUGUUUGAUAUAUUAUAAUUUCAGAUGUGACAAAAUGAGAAUUUUCCAAUUUCAUUUAGGUUUUAUUUACUACUUUAACUUUCUCACAAACUUAAUACUGCAAUGUAUAGCCUAUGUGUAUAGACAAAUGUAUUCUUGACUCAUGGAUCCUUGAUACAAUGUGCCCGUUUUUAAAUGGUGCCCACUCGACCUUUCUUAUAUUACAUUAAAACUCAGAUCUGACGACAAAGAUCAGGACCAGUAUUCAUUAAGCCGUUCUCAUGGCCAAAAUCAGAUUCUGUGCCCAAGCUCAAAUUGUUGUUCCAGUAAUGAAUUUUAUAAAAACAUUGUCAUUUGUCAAUGAUAUGGAGAAACAUUGAAAACACAUCUGACCGAAUGCCAUUCAAAUGUUUAUACUUGAAAGUUUUGUUCUUUCGCAUGCAUUUUAGCAAGAUACAAGAAAGUUGAUUUGAGCACAGAAUCCUUGUGUAAGCAUGAGAAUAGUUUCAUGAAUGCGGGUCAAUGUUGUGAUCAUCUGAGUCAUGAUGUUGGCUCCACUUUUUGGACCAUUCUGUGUGUUGAAGGUAUAGAUAUGUGUUCCAUACUUAUGUUGUGACAAUUUUGGGACAUAAAUCACAAAGCCAAUCUCAUCCUACGAAACCCUUCUAGUGCCAAAAGAAUAUAUAAAAUCUAAACAGAAAACGUGUUAUUGAGCAAUGCUAGUUUUGAUUCAACCUACGAUUAUAUGACAUUUAUAUCGCUGUAUCCAAAAGACAGAAAUACUCUGAAUUAUUUCUUUUUUCCCGAAUCCCUUUUUGUUUCAUAUUUUGCUUUGUUUUAUUACACAUGUAUUACGAGUAGGUAACCUGCAUAUUAAAAGAUGAUUUUUGAGAAUAUUGACUUGUUACUCAGUUAUCAUGUAAACUCCAUUUCAUCAAAAAAGGACAGACGGAUGUACAAGUAAUUGCUUAUUGUGAUUUUGCAAGAAACGAUGCCCUGCUCAUGUCUUUUAUUGUUUUGGUUGAACCAUUGUCUUUUUAAUUGAUAGUAAUUCAAAUUCAUCAUUGUGUUUGCAUAAAAUGAAUGAAGACCUGGCUGUUUCAGAUUCAUUAAACUUAUGACGUAUUAAAAGGAAAAUCAACUAUUUGAGGAUCUUUUCCCACUGCAGGCAAACCAUUAUAUAACUCCACUGUAGAUUUCUACACAUACAGUGUCUUCUCCUAAAAUACGUUUUGGCUAUAACUAUAACUAUAACACGAGUUGGCAACAAUACCUAAUUGACCAGGAACAUUUCGGCAGGAGUCGCGCUAUGAUUAUAAGAGGUCCAUAGUUCGAAUCAGGGCCUGGUCCUGUUGUAAUCCGUCACUCAGACUUCUGUUGUUGAUUCUGUUUUUGUUUAUUUUAUCAUUAAUGCUACUACAUAAGAGUCCCUCCCACAAGGUAAUUUGUUUUCGAAAGAGGUUUAUAAAAGCUUUCGUUAUGCCACAUCACGUUUUCAUUGAAUCCAAAGCUACAGUUUUCGGCAGUUGUACGGGAUCCUGAAGCUCUCAUUAGAAAACAAAUUGUGAUGCAGCUAUCUACUCAUGUCAUACAGCUGAUGAACCAUGAUAUCAUUUGCCGGUCCUUUGAUCACAACUUAUCGGGUAGCAGUGCACAUUUUUUGAGGUAUUUCAAUUUUGUUAUAUAUCAACAUGUCUAUGACAUCAAUUUGACAAUAACUGAAUAAAUCGGCAACGAAGAUAAUCCGUUUAAUGUUAGUAAUUGGCGUUUAAACACAGCAGAUGUAAUUUCGGAAAUAUUUUCAGCGAUCUAAAUUUUAAUGUUCAGUAUUUAAUUAAGUAAGAGUAUACUCUACAAUGCUACAAACAAGUUAUAACGAUUUGUAAGUGCCCUUUGUCUGAUUCAGUGUAAGUAUAAUUAACCUCGAUAUGUUUGACACAAACUAUUCUACAAACUGAUAAAUCAUAUAAGGGGGAGACAACUCAUAAUUCCAUCACCAUUAUGUUUAUCUUCAACAUAUCGUUAUACUUUUAGCAUAGUUGAGUUCAUAGGUCCGUCUCUCACAGGUAGCUAUAACAGAACGCAUAUUUUACAUUCAGAAGUAGAUAACAUGCUCAUAACAGGAUUUAAAUUGUCUGUAUCAAUAUAUCCCUAAUAUCUACCUAAUAUCACACUUUAUUUACAGCAAUUACUGUAAAGCGUAUUUAAUUUGCUGUAUUAACUGGGUCUUUAUCAAUUAUAAUAGCAAGUCAUAAGUAAAUUUGAAAUACCUCAAAUGUGCGUUUAUUUUACAGCAGUCGACACAUUAGAUAAAAGCAUAGUAUUUGUCAAGACAUUUUUUCCUGAAAAGUAGACAUAUUAGCAAUGGAAAAACCAAACUGGGUGACUUGUGAAACUAACUCAUGAAUUGUAAUUUAUUCAUAUUUUGCAAAUUUCUAUUUGUGUUUGAAGAUAAUUGAAUGCAAAUUCAAAUAUUUUUUAAAUAAUAUAUGUCGUCUGAGACAAAAUGGCGGAAGUAGUUAUUUACGACAGUUAAGAGGUUGAUAGAAUUUUGCGAUAGAUUGUUGUGCUUUUCUGUGAUUGCGUGAAUUUCACGUCCCUUGUAUCGAUAAAUUGGGUAAUCUGAUAACAAUAUCAUAUUGUCAAUACGAUAGAGGAGUUUUUUAAAAGACUAUUUUUAGAAAUGAGUUGUUUAUGAGCCUCUCUUUGGUUUCAGAUUUUAGUACUUACCGUUUUAUCAAAUAUCUGUAAUUGGGUUUAUAAAAAAACCCACCUCAUCCGUUUAUUGAACUUAUUCCAGCACGGUAAACAUUAAGUAUUAAUUUAAGAAUAAACUAUCCGUUUUAGUGAGAUGUUGUAAAUUUCCGACGUUAAAAAAUGUGUUUCUCUUUUGCCUGUGCUCGACAUAAGUUUUGGAAAACAUUGAUGAGUUCCAAAUGGAUGGGGCAGUACAUUUUUGGCUUAGUUUGGCUUGCUGCACCGAAAUGUUGAAUGUGUAUAUAGGUGCUUCCUUUGAUCUAUUUCGAGUGAUUUCUUUUGUUUUAUUUUUUCGCGAAAAUUGAUUUGCAAUUGUGAUAUUGUCAUGUCAGUAACAAAAUAUGUAAAUACUGCCCUACGAAAAUAUUAAUGUCGCAAAGGUGUACUUGAUUUACAGUAACUAACAAGUGAUUUGUAUAUAUUGCAACGCUCUGUAAAUGCACAUUAAUUUAUUAUGAUAUUGAGUUUAUUAUUAAUAACUCGAUAUGAAGAGUUUUCCUCGCCUUAUAUACGUUGAGGAAAUUUGAUAACAUAAAUAAUGUCAUUCAUCCAAUUAUUAUUCUUAAAUGUUUAUGCAUUUGUUCAUCAGUUACACACUAUAUAAAAAAACUAUUACUUUUUGUGAGUAUGAUUUUGUUGUUGUUGAUAUCUUAUCUACAUAACAAAUAAGUUUUUCGAUUUGUGUUAUAAAAAAACUUUUAAACCUGGUUUGAGAUUUUGAUAAUAUUCAAAACCUCGACCUUAAUAUUACAUCAAGAUUUAAAUGUAGACAUCGAAUUGGUAAUUUUCACCCCAUACAGUUUCUUAAACUACUUGGGUAUGAAAUACAAUAAGUAAACUGACCUUUUCGUGUCGUUGGUAAAUAGAAAUCGGAGAUUGUUGACUAACCCCUAAUAAAAAGGACUGGAAUAUCCAAUUAAUGAAUUAGUUAAUUUAAUUUGACACCAACUUCCAUUAAAAUACCAGUCAGGAACUUCUCAGCGCUCGAUAUAAGAUACACGAAACGAUAUGAUCACAGUCAUGUUAGCAGCCCUUCACGUACAAAUCUGUUCCCUGUAACUUUAAGGAAUCCUAUAGGUGUCUUUCGGAAAUCCUAAUAUCACCUAAAUUAAAUGUACUCAUAACCCAGUUUCACGACCGUUCUUUCUGUUACAUGUAGAAACAUCUUAGCAUUGCUCCAUUGAAACUCAUUGCAAUGAGUUGAGGACAUAAUCUUAAAAACAGUUUUUUCGCUUACUUCUAUUUUCAAAAGGAAAAAAAUUAUCGAGAUUUUUCCUGAAGCAAAGACCAUUUAAGAACUUAAUUAAAGUCUCAUGUUACAAAAACAUUAAGAAAAUUUAACUAUUGCAUCAGCAACAUUCGUCGUUGCACUAUUAUACUGUCGCCUAGGGGAUGACGGUAAUACAUUAUAGAUCUAGUAUGCAUUACAUAAGGAGGUCUUAUUCAAUUUCGAAAGACUCUGGUAAAGAAGUUAAGAGCCUCCUUGAUAAAACUCCUUUAUUUUUUUCCAUUUUGAAAUACACACAUGAAAAAUUAGUCUUGUAUUUAAAAUCACGUUAACGUUUACUUCACACAGACCAAGAAUUUUAAUGGUCGUCUUCGAGGGCUGUUAACGUUUAAUGUUAACUUUAAACAAAAUUUACUUUAGAGCAAGAAGACUCUAGAUCUGUUGCCUGCUGUUCAAAAUGAACUCCAAUCUCUAAAUCAAACAUACAUUUUCACCUCAUUCACAACACAUAGCUCCUCCAAACUCAUGAAUGUUAUGACCCCCUCCCCCUAACUACCACCAGGUACACUCAUGAAACCUCUUUAAUUUGCAACUGCACAACCAUAUCUCCAACCGCAAGAGUUCCUUUAGCUUAAAGACACGCAUCAGUGUCAAAAACAUAUUUGUGUAAAAUGCUGGUUUAAGGUUUUGAAAAAAGGGAGUAAACCAAACCUAAAAUAACAUGUUUUUUGUUUUCUGUGUUUAAAGUAACAAACCUACUAACACUGUGAUGCAUGUGCAUAAUUAAACGGUCUAUGUAAUGGUGAAUUAGGAUACAAGAGCGAGACGUUAUAUUUUCAUAUGCAACAUUGACGAAGAGGAUUCAAUUUGCAAGUGUGCGUAGCCAGACUUACAUUUUCUUUUACUCAUAAUAAUGAAAAUAUUAAUAAAUUUGAUGCAUAAUUUCCAAAUGAUGUUUUUUAAUCAUAAGUGGUUGUUAUAUUUAGAUUUAAAUCUAAAGUCUAAAGAGAAAACGUAAAAUUGAUCAGUGAAUUUUGUAUAUUGUGUUUUUAAGUAAGUUCUCAUUAUCGUCACGUUUUUAAGACCCCUAGAUGACUUACAUAGUCGUGAAUAGUCGAUCUUAAUUUUCACGUUCAUUUUUUAAAUGCGUGUCUUUAUUGCUCUGCAUUAUCUGUUAAAUUUUCAGUUAUGUACAGAAAUUAACUAUCUAAUGUGAAAAUCUUUGUCUGGUUCCACGUGUUGAUUGUAAAUCGAUUCCUCUUUCAAUUAUUUUCAUUAAGGACAAUCUGUUAGUCGAUCAUUUUCUCGUAUUUGUUCAGUAUUACCGUAUGCAUAUUUUGUAAAUGAUGUGUGCGCUUUUGUAAACAAGUCCAUUCUUUUUACGACUCCAUUGCGAGAUACACCGUUAUUGACGCUGUCUUAUAUUAAAACAUAGUUUACUCUUUG
Messenger RNA from Mizuhopecten yessoensis (Yesso scallop), 8323 nucleotides. Its product is annotated as probable G-protein coupled receptor 139. The transcript has 2 exons. Gene Ontology annotation, cellular component: plasma membrane. Gene Ontology annotation, biological process: G protein-coupled receptor signaling pathway. Bases 346 to 1581 code for a protein of 411 amino acids. Gene Ontology annotation, molecular function: G protein-coupled receptor activity. The record is from RefSeq and is a predicted model, not a curated record. NCBI's taxonomy places the organism in Eukaryota, Metazoa, Mollusca, Bivalvia, Pectinida, Pectinidae.